AUGCCGGUCACGAUCGACCACACCGCAUACCCUUACAUCAUGGACCUGAUUAUCGACAACUCGGACGUCGACGCACUCCUCAAGCUACGAGCAACGUGCAAGCUCUUUUGCAAGCGUAUCACUACCCUUCUCUUCACUCACGUCUCACUUGUGGAGCAAAGCAUGUACGAAGACAAGGAUUCAAGCAACGACGACGAGGAUACAAGCAACGACGACCAGGGUACAAGCAACGACGACCAGGGUACACGCAACUACGACGAGGAUACAAGCAACGAUGACGAGGAUACAAGCAACGACGACGAGGAUACAAGCAACGACGGAACGCCGCCAAGCAAGCAGCCCCGCCUCGUCCUACUCCCUCCCCUUUUCUUUCUUUCCGGAAACGGCAUCAAUGACGCCAUUGACGACGUGUGGCCCCCUCCCUCGCUGCCCUUCUUUCCGGACCCCGUCCAAGUGCUCGACAUCGAUCUCAGGUGCCUCUGGCACGACCAGCAAGGAAGCCACGAUGCCCUCAACAAACUAAGUCGCUUUACCAACGUCACCACCGUGCGGCGCUUCGGCGCGCGCACAGCGUCAAUCAUUGGCGACAUUCCCUUCGGGGUACCCCGAAUGAAGUGCGUCGACUAUUUAGACACUGAGGGACUCUCUGUCGAUAAAAGCUACCACAUCGGGUGCAUCCCUGGUGUGGCCUCGCAUGUGAUCCAUCUCCAAUGGCGCCCAGGGUGUCUUACGAACAUCGAUUUCUUGCUCAAGCGCACCGGUGACCUUCAAGACGUUACUCUCGUCCUCUGGCCGAGCUAUCACUUCAAGGACGAGAACGUUGAACCCGCCCCGUCCUGCGAGCUGUGGAGCAUCCUUGAAAGCCUUGAAAGCGCCAUUCAGCGUGGAGUAUCCCUCACCAUCGUUGGAGCAGACAAGCUGGAGUACAUCACCGAUAAGCCCCUCGAAGAUGACGAAGCAGACCACGGGUGGAUGUCGCCUCAGGAGAAGCUCCUUCAAAACUUGCUCUUCAAGCUGUCUUCUGUCUGGGAUGCCAUACCCGAGGAAGAUAUCGACGCCACCAUGGCCCACGUCAAAUGCGUCACGAUGCCUGAAUGGCCGUCUAACACCAUGUUGAAGUCCGAUGUCAAUCCGCCCGUUCCUCGCACUCUCUACCUCUAUGGGAGAAGUAGUCAAAACACGGCGCCGAUCAUGAACGAGUGCGAGCACCUCCAUGUGACUCGCGCACUUGCUUCGCACUAG
Vanrija pseudolonga is the source of this 1242-nucleotide messenger RNA. RefSeq lists its product as uncharacterized. The record is from RefSeq and is a predicted model, not a curated record. Lineage: Eukaryota; Fungi; Basidiomycota; Tremellomycetes; Trichosporonales; Trichosporonaceae. The transcript has 3 exons. The coding region runs from base 1 to 1242 and encodes 413 amino acids.